UGCUCCCUCCCCUGCGCAGCGCACGUCUUGGUUCGGGCCGGGCAUAAAAGGCUCCGCGGCCCAGGGCUCACUUGGCGCUGAGAACGCGGGUCCACGCGUGUGAUCGUCCGUGCGUCUAGCCCUUGCCCACGCAGCUUUCAGUCAUGGCCUCCGGUAACGCGCGCAUCGGAAAGCCAGCCCCUGACUUCAAGGCCACAGCCGUGGUUGACGGCGCCUUCAAAGAGGUGAAGCUGUCGGACUACAAAGGGAAGUACGUGGUCCUCUUUUUCUACCCUCUGGACUUCACUUUUGUGUGCCCCACGGAGAUCAUCGCGUUCAGCAACCGUGCCGAGGACUUCCGCAAGCUGGGCUGCGAAGUGCUGGGCGUCUCGGUGGACUCUCAGUUCACCCACCUGGCUUGGAUCAACACCCCCCGGAAGGAAGGAGGCUUGGGCCCCCUGAACAUCCCCCUGCUUGCUGACGUGACCAGACGCUUGUCUGAGGAUUACGGCGUGCUGAAAACAGACGAAGGCAUUGCCUACAGGGGCCUAUUUAUCAUCGAUGGCAAGGGUGUCCUUCGCCAGAUCACUGUUAAUGAUUUGCCUGUGGGACGCUCCGUGGAUGAGGCUCUGCGGCUGGUCCAGGCCUUCCAGUACACAGACGAGCAUGGAGAAGUUUGUCCCGCUGGCUGGAAGCCUGGCAGUGACACGAUUAAGCCCAACGUGGAUGACAGCAAGGAAUAUUUCUCCAAACACAAUUAGGCUAGCCAACGGAUAGUAAGCUUGUGCCCCUACCUAGGUGCCUGUGCUGGGUGUCCACCUGUGC
Cercocebus atys (sooty mangabey) is the source of this 804-nucleotide messenger RNA. RefSeq names its product peroxiredoxin 2 (gene PRDX2). NCBI's taxonomy places the organism in Eukaryota, Metazoa, Chordata, Mammalia, Primates, Cercopithecidae. Gene Ontology annotation, molecular function: thioredoxin peroxidase activity. The record is from RefSeq and is a predicted model, not a curated record. Gene Ontology annotation, biological process: cellular response to stress; response to oxidative stress; removal of superoxide radicals. The transcript has 6 exons. Bases 144 to 740 code for a protein of 198 amino acids. Gene Ontology annotation, cellular component: cytosol.